AUGGUUGGUCACGCCCUCGCCCCAUCGUCUCCUUCAUUCCAGCGCACAGUCAACAAUCCAGACAGCAGAUUAUCACAGACUCGUCAAAAGACAUCGGGUCUUUCAGCUCCAGCGGAAGUGUAUGGAUCGAGUAAGGAUAAGGAUGGAAAGCUACGAAAGUUGCCUCCGUCUCCUCGGCACCCUGCACUUGAUGCUGCAAUACGUAAAAAGUCAUCAUCUGCAUCCUCCUCCUCCCCACCAACGUCCUAUCAGGAAGCGGACACGGCUGAAUCCGGAACACGAUCAGGACAUGGUAAUAGUCAUGUUUUGCGAGUGCAACAGGAGGAGAAGUCAUGUGAAAGCUGCGGAACCACCAACUCUCCUGAAUGGCGUAGGGGACAAUCCGGCAAGAAGGAUCUGUGUAAUGCAUGUGGUUUGAGGUACUCUCGAAGUGUAGCGCGCCAGAACAGACAGGCUCAGAAGCAAUUGGAGGGCAAAGGCCCAAAGGCAAAGGUAGUCAAGAGCGGUAAGGCCGCGAAAUCAAGUCCCAAGAAAGGUGUCUCAGCAGAGCCAUCUAGUAUAGGAUCAGUUAUGGAUGAUACCAUGCUACAUCCCAACACAAAUUUUAUGCAGGACAGUGCUCAGCAUUCACAACAAAACCAACAGAUCCAACAUACACAAGCGUCGCAGUUGACUCAUGCAUAUCCAUCUGAGCCAGGUAUAGGAUCCAUAUAUUCCCUCGCUGUAAAACCAUCGUUUUAUCAUGGGCAAUAA
Messenger RNA from Lobosporangium transversale, 753 nucleotides. RefSeq lists its product as hypothetical. Gene Ontology annotation, molecular function: zinc ion binding; sequence-specific DNA binding. Gene Ontology annotation, biological process: regulation of DNA-templated transcription. The transcript has a single exon. The record is from RefSeq and is a predicted model, not a curated record. Bases 1 to 753 code for a protein of 250 amino acids. NCBI's taxonomy places the organism in Eukaryota, Fungi, Mortierellomycota, Mortierellomycetes, Mortierellales, Mortierellaceae.